AUGACGCGUCCAGAGGAGGGCGUCAUACACUCGUUUCAGACACAGCUGUCUGGGGUCAUGGAGACCGUUUUUAAAGCUGCCAUAUUUGAGGUCACCCGUCUCGUGGAGGACAGUUUCGUGCAGGAGGUGUCCCGCAGUCGAGAGCAGGUAGAGACUCUGAAGAAGAGACUCCAGUGGAGCGAGACCAGACGGAAAAAUCAAGAGACGAGUGUGAGGAGUCUGAGGUGUGCAGAGUGUGACAAAGCCCGUGUGUUUAACGAGGAAAAAGAAGAAAUGUCACCACAAUCAGAAAAUGAGCGCAGCCUCAAACAGGAGAAAGUUCCGGAUGGGGACUGGGGAAGCUGUGAGUUGGAGUCUGACACACUUUUGGGAAAAGAGAGAUUAGAAGUCCAAACCAGCACCAGUAUUACAGCAGAGUCUGCAAGCACAGAGGUCAGGAAACUGGACUGUGUAGUAAAAGAGGAGACCCUUUAUGACACUGCCGCUAAUAAAGAGCUUCAGGAUGGGUGGACGUUGGAUACUGAAGGAGCUGAGACGUCAGAUUUCUCAGCUCACAGUUACAGUGAGCAGGAGCUGCAGCAGAUUCAGGAUGAGUGGAGCUCUGGACUUGAUCAGACCACUGACAAUGAAGCUUAUGCAGAUAUUGCAGACGUCCAGUGCCUGACGUACCGAACACGUUAUGACACAGAAGAGCUAGCAAGCUACAGUGUGCAUGAACUGGACAUGGGAGACCUGGACGGUCUCAGAGAAAGAACUGAAGACAUGUUGGGUAAUUCAGUAUCUGAUCAAAACGACCUGAACCAAGAAGGUGGGAGACGUCACAGCUCUUCCAUUAAGACUAAGAGAGGAAACCGAGUAUCUUUACCUGUGCAUGUCAGCCCAGAGACAGAAGACGUUGAUAGAGACAUGCACUGUUUACUUAUUAAUGCAGAUGGCCACUUGCAAGACAUAAAUUCCUUCACAGAAAUUCGAAGUGGGGUGGCAGGAGGUACUGGACAUAGAGGACACUCACUGUAUGCUGGGGACACAGCUAGUGGUGCAGUUUAUAAGGGACAUGCAUUGAAUCACUCUCUGAAACCUAAUGUUGGACAAGCAUUAGGAGACAGCAGGGAUUCUGCAAAAGCCUUCCCAGUUUCCCACCGAGUCGGUUCAGGUGCUGCUUACACAUGUAACCAGUGCGGUAAGAAGUUCACUCUGGCCUGCAACCUUAAAGUGCACCAACGUGUCCACCAGCGGGAAGGUCUCCACCUGUGCAGCCACUGUGGGAAAGGGUACUCGUCCUUCAGUGACCUGGGAAGGCACCAAUGCAGUCAGACUGGAGACAAGCCCUACACCUGCACGCUGUGUGGGAACAAAUUCAGCCGACUGUGGAACCUCAAGCUGCAUCAGCGUAUUCACACACAGGAGAAACCACACAAGUGCACUUUGUGCACUAAGAGCUUUACCCGGGCCGACAUCUUGAAAGUCCAUCAACGUACCCAUACAGGAGAAAGACCGUACUGCUGUGGCAUCUGUGGACUGAGCUUCAAGCGACAGGAUCAUCUCAGGUCACAUCAGCGCAAACAUAGUGCUGACCAGGACAAUCCAUAAGAAAACAAUUCACCACACAACCUUACAGAGCUGUUUUGACUUGAACUGCUAGAAGGUCAUAAAUCACAGAUUGUUGGAGAGCCAUAAAUACAGGUGUUUUCCAUAAAUCAUAACAUUGUUGCUGUAGAAGCUCCCAUUAUAGUUAUGUCUUCUGUAUAAUUAAAAUUUUAUUUUUCUGAAAGGGAUAGUUCAACCAAAAACGAAUAUUCAUUAUUUACUUUCCCUUAGGAUAGUUUAAGUCCUGUAUGUCAUUCUUCUGUGGAACAUAAUUUUGUUUUUUUUGUCUAUAUAAUCUGUUUGGUUUCCAACAUUCUUCAGAUUGUCAUCUUUUGGGUUUAGCAGAAGAAAUGUAGUAAAACAGGUUCAAGAGUAAAUGAUGACAGAAUAUUCAUUUUUAAUAGAACUAUGCCGAGGCUAUGCUAUGGAUAAUGUGGUCAACUUUGCAUCACUUAAUAGUUUGAAUAUUGUUUACUUGUGAUGCAGAGUGUUCAGAGAUGGUCACUUUUAUGCCCUGUAGAGCCUUAUUGUAUAUCACACUCAUUUUGAAAAAUAUAUUUACUUUGGUUUAUUUUAAUAAACCUACCAAAUAUAUUUGCUCAGAUAUGCAAUGUGCGUCACAUCAUGCAAUAUCAGUCUAUUUUCAGCUCUCUGCUUUAGCCAUACAUAAUCAAAUGUCAUUUUAAAAAUUCAUCUUGUUGAUUGAUUAAAUCCUCCAGCUGUUUAUUCCAAA
Molecule: messenger RNA, 2320 nt
Organism: Cyprinus carpio (common carp)
Lineage: Eukaryota; Metazoa; Chordata; Actinopteri; Cypriniformes; Cyprinidae
Biological process (GO): regulation of transcription by RNA polymerase II
Molecular function (GO): RNA polymerase II cis-regulatory region sequence-specific DNA binding; DNA-binding transcription factor activity
Source: RefSeq, a predicted model, not a curated record